GGCCUGCUCAUUAAAAUCGGAAUGCUUUCAUAGUAACCCGGCGGAGAAGUUCGAUCACCAUUACUGAAGUGGUGUUUUCUAUCCGUUCUCUCUGGAAGAGAAAUGGAGAAGGAAGGCCUCGUGCGCAACCAUUGCGCCGGCGGAGGCGGAGGCAGGAGCUUGUUCACGGCGUGCGCCGGCGACCUGAAUCGGGUCAACUGGAUUGCUCUCCCUAUGAUAGUCGUGACCGUUUCUCAAUUUCUGUUGCGCGUUUCCCCAAUGUUUAUGCUCGGGCAUUUGGAUGAACUGUCGUUGUCGAGCGCCUCCAUCGCAACCUCCAUUUGCAAUGUCACAGGAUUCAGCGUUGUGUUCGGAAUGGCGAGUGCGUUGGAAACCCUAUGUGGCCAGGCGUACGGAGCGGCGCAGUAUAAGAAAUUGGGGACAUUCACCUAUGGUGCGAUUCUAUGCCUCUUUGUAGCGUGCAUACCGUUGUCUCUUCUCUUCGUCUUGACGGAGAAGCUGCUGCUGUGGACGGGGCAGGAUCCUGAAAUCUCCGCCGGCGCCGGGAAGUUUGCGAUUGAGCUGAUUCCGACUCUGUUUCCUUACGCAAUUCUUCAGUGCUUAGUUCGUUACUUACAGAGCCAGAGUUUGGUCCUUCCAAUGGUUUGGAGCUCAUUAGCUUCUUUAAGCUUUCAGUUGCCUCUGUGUUGGACAUUGAUAUUUAACCUGAAUCUGCGAAGCAGCGGAGCUGCAAUGUCGAUCUCAAUCUCGUAUUGGUUCAACGUCGUCGUGCUGUUGCUCUAUAUGAGGUAUUCCCCUGCCUGCAGGAAAACUCGAGCUUCCUUCUCGCCGGACUGUUUUUCAUCUUCCAAGGAAUUCUUAGGCCUGGCAGUCCCCUCUGCAGCCAUGGUUUGCGUGGAGUGGUGGUCUUUCGAGCUAAUACUAUUGCUUUCAGGAAUGUUACCAAAUCCAAAAUUGGAGACAUCAGUUUUCUCCAUAUGUUUCACCAUUUCUUAUCUGCACUACCACAUCCCCUAUUCUUACGGCGCCGCAGCAAGCACGCUGAUCUCAAACGAGUUCGGCGCAGGGAACCCCCGCUCCGCCAAAAUUACCCUCUACGCAGUUCUAGCGCUAUCGAUUGCAGAGUUCCUAAUCGCCAGCAUUUCAAUAAUGGCCUCAGGCCACGUACUCGGAUAUGCAUUUAGUGAGUCGAAAGAAAUAGUCAGCCGUGUCGAACUAAUGGCUCCUUUCCUCAGCCUCUCCAUCAUCAUGGAUAGCUUGCAGGCUGUGCUUUCAGGCGUUGUCCGGGGCUGCGGCUGGCAGCACAUUGGCGCCUAUGUCAACCUCGGAUCUUACUAUCUGGUUGGCACUCCGGUGGCCUUACUGCUGGCGUUCGUUUUCCACCUCAACGGCCGAGGCUUGUGGAGCGGAUUGCUAGCCGGCACAACGGUCCAAUGCAUCGCCCUGUCGGCGGUCACUGGACUCACAAACUGGGAAAAACAGGCUUUGGAAGCACGGCAGAGGAUCUUCUCCGGGACACCUCCGGCUUACCAACCCCAAAGCUUGGUAGAGAUUACUUGACAUUUAUUUAUUGCAUAAUUUCUAAUUGCAAUGAUCUAAAUAAUAUAUGAAAUCUUUAUGUUUAUAUAUUUGUCUGGGUAAAUAUUUUUUAUCUAAUUUUUCUGAUACGAAAUUGAGUCAUGCAAAAUUUGAGGUGGAAAUCUAAUCAACUUCAAAUUGAUGGGGGCCUAAAAGGGUUCCAUUUGGUCUAUUUCAGCAACCCUUCAAUAUAUGUAAUAUAUAUAUUGUUUAUUAGCAUGG
Andrographis paniculata is the source of this 1800-nucleotide messenger RNA. RefSeq names its product protein DETOXIFICATION 14-like. The transcript is spliced from 6 exons. The record is from RefSeq and is a predicted model, not a curated record. Gene Ontology annotation, biological process: xenobiotic detoxification by transmembrane export across the plasma membrane. Gene Ontology annotation, molecular function: xenobiotic transmembrane transporter activity; antiporter activity. Gene Ontology annotation, cellular component: membrane. Bases 103 to 1560 code for a protein of 485 amino acids. Lineage: Eukaryota; Viridiplantae; Streptophyta; Magnoliopsida; Lamiales; Acanthaceae.